AUGUCAGCGUCAUUCUACAUUAUCAGGAUGAGGGAUAUGAAGCAUAGUGGCGGUGACCCCCACCCCCUCCUCGCCCAAGUCCCCCUCACCGUCUCGCCAUUCAUCUCGCUGCCCACAGCCACACCCCUCCCUUACUCAUACAAGUCACUUCCCUCGACUCUGCCGCCAAGUAUCCUCUCGCAGCAGCAGCAGCAACAACAACAACAACAGCAACAAAACGAGUCGACGCCUUCACAUCAUCCUCACCAACAACAACAACAAGAAUCCUCAGGCGCAUACGUCGUGUCUGCGUCCGGCACGUCUGCAUCUCCAGACCAGAUUCUCUCGUCAUGCACAGCGCUACAGGCGCAUUUGAAGCAACUUGAAGAUGAUGCGCGGAGGACACUGGCACAGUGGGAGGAGAGGCGACGAGCAGAGGAUUUGGCCGAGAAAAGAAGAGUAGCGCCGGGCUGGCUGGACAGCGGAGUCCAUAUCCUCAAACCAGAAGGUGUAGACGAGGACAAGGGAAAAGAGCACCAACAACAAAACCUCAUGGACUUGGAUCCCCAGGCCGAGCAAAAAGCAAAGCAAGGCGAAGAGCUGGACAGAGUUUUUGGCGGACUAAAGGUCUAG
Molecule: messenger RNA, 612 nt
Organism: Bipolaris victoriae FI3
Lineage: Eukaryota; Fungi; Ascomycota; Dothideomycetes; Pleosporales; Pleosporaceae
Exons: 2
Coding region: 1-612 (203 amino acids)
Source: RefSeq, a predicted model, not a curated record